CUUAAUUUUAUAAAUGGACCUAUAUUAUACUAAAGAGAGAUCUAAUUGGAAUUAGUGUGAGUUGUCAGCGAUCGAUACCGAUUCUAGUGAUAAAGAGGAUAACACUUUUGAAAUAGAGUAAAAUAAUUGUUUAAAAAAAUUAAGUGUCAAGCCAUAAAAAAAACACUUCAUAACAAUACAAGAAAAAAAGCAAUAUAUAGAAGAGUAUACAAAAAAGAAAAAAACUGAAUUAUGCAAGAAUUUUGUAAUGACUGGGAAAUGCAAAUUUGGGGAUGAAGUAUUCUUUUAUUAAAUUUAAAGUGCUCAUUUGCACAUGGAAAUAUUGAAUUAUAACCAAAAACACACUUGCAUUCUAAAUAUAAAACUAAACCCUGCAAGAGAUUUUUCUAAUAAGGCUAUUGUCCUUAUGGUAUUAGAUGUUAAUAUAUUCAUGGCGAAUUAAUAAAUAAUACUGAUUUUGAUGGAUUUUUAUAAAAUUCUUAUAAAGAACUUGGUCUUAAAGCUCCAAUUUCAUCAAGUAUUAAUUUAAAAAUUAUUUAUAGAAUUUUUAAAAACUGAACAAAGAAAUGAUAUUCAAAGAUUUAUCAUAACAAUGAAUAAUAAAAACAUUGAUCAAGAAUUAUUCAUCUAUAAUAAAUCUAGAUUAUCAUUUUUUAAAUAAAUUACAGAUCCUUAAUUUAAUUUCUUGUCAGAUGAUUCUCAAAAAAAGGUUUGA
Messenger RNA from Paramecium sonneborni, 715 nucleotides. The record is from the annotation of a GenBank genome assembly. Lineage: Eukaryota; Ciliophora; Oligohymenophorea; Peniculida; Parameciidae.